GUCACCUUCUCUGCCCUUUCGCACCUCCGCUUCCCCAAAAAUUCAUCUCCCUAUUCUUUCCGUUAUUCCUUCGCAUUUCCGUGCAAUUUCUCACUAAGCCGGAAAAUGUCAUCCCAACAACUAGUUGAAACACACAAGGAAAACGCCCAGAUAUACACCGACCCAUCUCUCUGCAAGGUAAAAUCAAAGGAACUUCUAGAGAAAAUCAAUCUUCCGAGGGGACUACUCCCCUUAGACGACGUCGUUGAGGUUGGCUACAAUGAAUCAACCGGGUUUGUUUGGCUGAAGCAGAAGAAACAGAAGCAGCACAGAUUCAGUGCGAUAAGCCGCAACGUAAGUUACGACACGAACAUCACGGCUUUUAUUGAGGACCGUCGAAUGAAACGGUUGACAGGCGUCAAGAGUAAGGAGCUUUUCAUCUGGGUAACAAUUUCUGAGAUUUCUAUUCAGGACCCCAGUUCGCAGAAAAUUACUUUUGCUACCCCAACUGGGAUUUCCAGAAGCUUUCCGGUUUCUGCAUUUGAGGAGGAAGAAGAGGACAAGAAUUAAAUUUUAGAAGGGUGCAAGGGCUGGGAGGGGUUGGAAAUGUUAUUUGGGAAUAAUUAAUUUUGUUUGUGAUAAAUUGAUAAUAUGUGUUUGUUUAGUGGUGUAAUUUCUAUUUUGACUUUGUGGUAUCCAGUUAUCAAAAAAAAAAAAAAAACUUUGUGG
Coffea arabica (coffee) is the source of this 708-nucleotide messenger RNA. NCBI's taxonomy places the organism in Eukaryota, Viridiplantae, Streptophyta, Magnoliopsida, Gentianales, Rubiaceae. The record is from RefSeq and is a predicted model, not a curated record.